This is a messenger RNA of Manacus vitellinus (golden-collared manakin), 4212 nucleotides long. RefSeq names its product aldehyde dehydrogenase 1 family member A1 (gene ALDH1A1). Gene Ontology annotation, molecular function: benzaldehyde dehydrogenase (NAD+) activity. The record is from RefSeq and is a predicted model, not a curated record. Lineage: Eukaryota; Metazoa; Chordata; Aves; Passeriformes; Pipridae. The coding region runs from base 877 to 2610 and encodes 577 amino acids. The transcript has 15 exons.
UGGGUGCUGAAGUAUUUUCUAACUAGAAGAAAGAAUCUGACAGCACAAUGUUGGAUUGCUUAUAUUACUUUGAUGAUUUUGCAAGACAUCUUUGCCUUUUGUUGGAAAUGAAGCGCAAAUCAGUUCUCAGGCUCUUCUUCCCUACUUUUCAGCCUUAACCCUAUUUGCAUCUUCUCCCCCUCCUUCCUUUUUUCUUUUCCUUUCUCCAUCCCCUUUAAGUUGUAAUUCAAUCUCUUCCAACUCAUGAUCUCUUUUCUUUUUUUGGCACUCCCUCCACCCUCUCUCUCAUUAGUUUAACUUGAGUUAAUUAGGAAUAGUAGGCAGCCCUCAAUCUGUUAUGUGUUAAAACAGAACAAUCCAAAACAGAGGCACAGACACAGCUACGCGAUUUCAUUGUCUAAGGGAGACAGAAAACCAGUGGGGAUUCUCUUAUCUAGACUAACAUCUUCCCAAUGGUUAAUCUAACUGGCUUUAAAAUGUACCGCAAAUGCAGAUCUGGGAUAACAAUCUUUCCCUGUUUCCUUUUCUUUCCUUUUUUUUUUUUUUCAUUUCAUCAUCGGCAAGAAUGAGUGAAUUGGAUUGACAUGGAGGUGAUAGAGGAAGAGAAAUAGUCUACACGUCAAAAUGACAAUGUAUAUUACAUGGUUAACAGAAUGAGUGGUACGUGCAAUGGCUGCGGGUAUUUUCAUCUACUGUGUUGUACAAUAAUCUCCUUUUUUUUUUCCCCUAAGUGUAUCAUCAAGAUCACUCGCAAUUCCAUGCAGAUUAAGUGUUUGCUUGAAGGAUCUCUUUCUAAGAGUAAUAUCGUUUGAUAAAUGUGAAACUGAAACAAGUAUUCACUUGUUGCUGUUACUGAAUUGUGUAUAUAUAGAGGUCAUGCCUGGUAUUCUGACUGUAGUGCUGAUCACAGACCUUAGGGCAGAGCGUGCUGAGGAAGUGAAAUAUACCAGAUCUAAGAAAUCAAGUCCUGAUUCUGAAGCUGCCUUCAAGUACGUGAAGAACUCUACAUUAAAUCUGGGCACCUGCCUGCUGAGAGAAAGCAAUUUUACAGGAACAUCCUCAAACUUCUCAACUGAAAACAUGAAGAAGCAAGGUUCAGACAGCAAUUCUACUACAGUUAUGCCAGCUGUGCCAGAACCAAUCAAAGAUCUGAAAAUUAAGUACACCAAGAUAUUUAUAAACAAUGAGUGGCAUGAUUCGAUCAGUGGUAAAAAAUUUGCAGUCUUUAACCCUGCAAAUGAAGAGAAAAUCUGUGAGGUUGAAGAAGGUGACAAGGAGGAUGUAGACGAGGCAGUUAAAGCAGCUAGAAAGGCUUUUGAGCUUGGGUCACCCUGGCGCACAAUGGAUGCUUCGGAGCGAGGAAGGCUCUUGAAUAAACUGGCUGACUUAGUUGAAAGAGAUCGGCUGAUUUUAGCUACAAUGGAAGCCAUUAACGGUGGGAAACUCUUUUCCACUGCCUACCUAAUGGACUUAGGUGCCUGUAUCAAAUCAUUACGCUACUGCGCAGGCUGGGCUGAUAAAAUCCAUGGGCGUACUGUUCCAAUGGAUGGAAACUUUUUUACAUUUACAAGACAUGAGCCUAUUGGUGUGUGUGGCCAAAUUAUUCCUUGGAACUUCCCAUUGGUUAUGUUCAUGUGGAAGAUUGCCCCUGCCCUUUGUUGUGGAAACACUGUGGUUGUCAAACCAGCAGAACAAACUCCACUCACUGCCCUUUACAUGGGAGCCUUAAUUAAAGAGGCAGGAUUUCCACCUGGAGUUGUGAACAUCGUGCCAGGCUUUGGACCCACUGCUGGAGCAGCAGUUUCUCACCACAUGGAUAUAGAUAAAGUAGCUUUCACAGGCUCUACAGAGGUUGGCAAACUGAUUAAAGAGGCAGCCGGAAAGAGCAAUCUGAAGAGAGUUACCUUGGAACUUGGAGGAAAAAGUCCUAACAUUAUAUUUGCGGAUGCAGACUUGGACACCGCGGUGGAAUUUGCACAUAUUGGUGUGUUCUAUCACCAGGGACAGUGCUGUAUAGCAGGAUCUAGAAUUUUUGUGGAAGAGCCUAUUUAUGAUGAGUUUGUUCGCCGAAGCAUUGAAAGAGCAAAGAAGUAUACUCUUGGGAAUCCUCUGUUGCCUAAUGUACAGCAAGGCCCUCAAAUUGACAAGGAGCAGUAUAAAAAAAUCCUGGAGCUAAUCGAGAGCGGGAAAAAAGAAGGAGCCAAACUGGAAUGUGGGGGAGGUCCAUGGGGAGACAAGGGUUACUUCAUCCAGCCCACAGUUUUUUCUAAUGUUACUGAUGAAAUGCGCAUCGCCAAAGAAGAGAUAUUUGGACCUGUUCAACAAAUCAUGAAGUUUAAAACUAUAGAUGAAGUAAUCAAGAGAGCAAAUAAUACUACGUAUGGUUUAGCAGCAGCAGUUUUUACCAAAGACAUUGAUAAAGCAUUGACAUUUGCAGCUGCUCUUCAGGCUGGAACAGUAUGGGUUAAUUGUUAUAGUGCAGUGUCUGCUCAGUGUCCUUUUGGAGGUUUUAAGAUGUCAGGAAAUGGACGAGAAAUGGGAGAAUAUGGACUCCAUGAAUACACAGAAGUUAAGACUGUCACAAUCAAAAUCCCACAAAAGAACUCGUAAUGCUUCUUGAGGUGCAGAAUCUAACAGCUCCAAAUGAAUCUGAAAAGACCAUCUGAGUUCUUAAAUGUUUUAUUGUCCAGAUGAUUCAUUAACCUUUUUGCUUUCUGAUUAUAUAAGAGGUACUUGCUUGCAUUAACAAUAUAAGGAAUAACAUAGAAAAGUUUAAUUUGAUUAAUUGUGAUAAGGAAUCUUUAAUGUCUGGUACAUAGCUAACUAAUUUGAAAAGUUCAUGUCCAGAAAGAUCUAUUCCUAUUUUCAGUUGAAGCUCUCUGUAGUGCUAUGAAAAUUUGCCUACUUUACAGGUACAGUUUGAAUUUUUGUGGUCUUCUAAAUGUUAGAUGGCAAGCUCUCCUUGCGUUUUCUGUUUUUUGUGGCCAUAACAAAAGCACUUAUGAGUAGUUAGCAGAUAGAUACUUUUCUGUAUCUUUCUCCAGAUGUAUUUCUUAGACGAUUAAAUUUGUUCAUGAUGCUACACAAAUGUAACGUGUAUAACAUUAAAAAACGUGUAUAACAAAAAAAAAAUUAAAAUUCACCUACAAAACCUACUACUUCUCCUUUCAUUAGACUUUUCUACUACACUAGUUUACUAAUAAAUAAUACUAAUAAAGAAUAGUUUACUAUUUGGCACUGUGUAGCACAGAGGCACCACUGGUGUGUUCAGCUCAUCAGACUUAUAUCUGCUAUAUGGAAACUAAAGUCCCCAGUAUUUUGUCAGUAUUAUAAUUGGAAGAAUAUGAACACACAGAACACUAAGCCAGAAGGGACAACACUUGGCCUGUGUCUGGUAUGAUCCAAUCACUAACCAUUCAUCUCUUAAAAGCACACUAGGGCUAGUCUGAAGCCAGUCGCCUCUGAAUGUGUGCUAUGUGGGUGGUUGGUUCUCCUGUCUUCCCGGCAUCCUUUGGCAGCACAGGACUGCAAAUCCUACCCUACUUAUGCUGCCUGCAACUGCAAGCCCAAGCAAAGAAUGACUGAAAUAUAACGCAAAAAAGGGAAAACCCAGCAUAAUAGAGGAGUAUAGGAGAAGGACCAACUCGACCUUUGCAUGCAUAUAUACAUUCUGUUUAGAAUGUCUAAACUAUUUUAAUACUGUUUUCAGCAACAUUGUAAAUGUACGGUUCAGUUCCUCUUUGACAGUCUUGACAGGUAAAAGAAAGCUUUCGAUGGUCUUGUUUUGUCAAUUUUAAUGUUUCAGUAUGAUCAAAAUGUAACAUCUAGUAGGCACUUUUAAGUUCCCAUUUUUUCAAAUGCCUUGAGCUUUGGAUCAAUCUGAUGACACACUGAAGUUGUUCACAAGAGAUGUCAGUGUAAAGAGAUAUACCCUUUGGCAUCCCUUACAAGCGCACACUAGUUCACAGUACAUGACGGUGACCAAACCAGAAAAAAAAUCAUAAUAUAGUCCCAUUUGUUCCUCAAUGCCAGUUUAUUGACUCAGAAACGAGGUCAGGAGGGGAUUUCUCUCCACAAUGUACACACUAUUAGUAAUAACACAAUGUAUCUGUGAGCACAAGAAUUGUCCUUUCAAAAUUAAGUGUCUUUGUAAUUAUGUUCAUAGUAUUAAAGUCUCCAACUGAUGGUGAAAUAUCUGCUAUAUGUCUUUCU